This is a messenger RNA of Macadamia integrifolia, 1748 nucleotides long. RefSeq names its product AP2/ERF and B3 domain-containing transcription repressor RAV2-like. Lineage: Eukaryota; Viridiplantae; Streptophyta; Magnoliopsida; Proteales; Proteaceae. Gene Ontology annotation, molecular function: DNA binding; DNA-binding transcription factor activity. The record is from RefSeq and is a predicted model, not a curated record. Gene Ontology annotation, biological process: regulation of DNA-templated transcription. The transcript has a single exon. The coding region runs from base 271 to 1419 and encodes 382 amino acids.
UCAUGAGUUGACCCAUACAAGAUUUUUUUUUUUUAGACCCAUACAAGAGUUGCCCCAAAAUAUGUCAAUAAAAAUUGUGAAAUUCAAAAAAAAAACUCCAAUUGGGUUCACCUGUUCCUAUAUAUUCAACCUUCAAUCAAUCCCUUCCAUAUUAACCAUUUAGAGAUCUCUCUCUCCUACCUCUCACUCUCUCCUCUCUCACUCCUCUCCCUCUGAUUCUUUCUCUCACUACUUCCUUCAUUCACUAUCGCUUUGGAGAAUCCAAAAAGCAUGGAUGGCAGUUGCAUAGAAGAGACCAUAAGUGAUUCAGCUUCAGCCUCUGCGUCACCCACCACGGUCUUACCUUCACCGCCGGUGAACAAACCGCCGGAGAAGCUUUGCCGAGUCGGUAGUGGAGCAAGCGUUGUCUUAGACUCAGAAAGUGGAGUCGAAGCCGAGUCACGAAAGCUCCCUUCCUCCCAAUACAAAGGCGUCGUUCCUCAACCCAACGGUCGAUGGGGAGCUCAGAUAUACGAGAAACACCAACGUGUUUGGCUUGGAACCUUCAAUGAAGAAGAAGAAGCGGCUAAAGCUUACGAUAUCGCCGCUCAAAGGUUCCGCGGCCGCGACGCCGUCACCAACUUCAAGCCCUUAUCAGAUACCGAAGAAGACAACAUCGAAUCCCUCUUCUUGAAAACACAUUCUAAAGCGGAGAUCGUUGAUAUGCUCCGUAAACACACCUACAACGACGAGCUUCAACAAAGCAAACGUAAUUACACCGGUUGUUAUAGUUCCGGCGGCGUCGGCGUCGGCGGCGGCGGCAAUAAGAGAAACAACGAAGAAGGAUUCUCGACUUAUCCCGGUUCUUCCGAUAGGCUUGCGAAAGCCCGGGAACAGCUCUUCGAUAAGGCGGUGACACCGAGCGAUGUCGGGAAGCUGAACCGGUUGGUGAUACCGAAACAACACGCAGAGAAACACUUCCCACUUCAAAUCGGAAGCACUUUAAAGGGUGUUCUGUUGAACUUUGAAGAUAACGGAGGGAAGGUAUGGAGGUUUAGGUAUUCGUAUUGGAAUAGUAGUCAGAGCUAUGUGUUAACCAAAGGGUGGAGCAGAUUUGUGAAGGAGAAGAACUUGAAGGCCGGUGAUAUUGUGAGCUUCCAGAGAUCUACCGGAGUUGAUAAGCAGCUUUACAUCGAUUGGAAGCCAAGGAUUGUGUCUGGGCCAACUGGGUUUGUUGGGUCUGGACAAGUGGUUCAAUCGCCUGUCUCGGUUCAUCCGGUUCAGGUUGUUAGGCUCUUUGGGGUCAACCUGUUCAAGAUUCCUGCAGUUAGUAAUAUUGUUGGUAGCAGUAGCAGUAGUUGUUGGACUGGCAAGAGGGUGAGGGAGACAGACAUCUCCUUCUCCUCAUCCUUGGAUUGCUGUAAGAAGCAACAUUUGUAACAUUUUCCCUUUUUUUUUUUGAUAUAUUUUAGGGCUGUAAAUGUUGGAGGGGACCAAAACGGCAGAAAGGGUGGCAGCAACUUGCAAGGGUUGAUGUGUAUAAUAUUAGUAUAGAGGAAGCCGAAAAUGUUGAAAUUAGGUCCAAAGAGUACAGGGCAUCUUCUUAGAUUAUCGGCUAAUCUAUAUGUAUUACGUAGUUAUGAUGAGGCUGAAAUUUUAUAAAAUAGUAGAUCCAAAGGUUCUGCUUAUAUGUAAAGUUUUAAAGUUUUGAUAUGUUUAAUUAGAAUUACUAAGUGGUAUAAUAAAGAUUUUAAAAUCAAGAACUACAA